Salvia hispanica is the source of this 2435-nucleotide messenger RNA. RefSeq names its product fatty alcohol oxidase 3 (gene FAO3). Gene Ontology annotation, molecular function: long-chain-alcohol oxidase activity; flavin adenine dinucleotide binding. The record is from RefSeq and is a predicted model, not a curated record. Lineage: Eukaryota; Viridiplantae; Streptophyta; Magnoliopsida; Lamiales; Lamiaceae.
AAUAAUUUCAAACCAAAAGCAAAAUUAACAAUACAUAUACAUAGAGAGAGAGAAAUAGAGAGAAUGGAUAGAAAGGGUCAUCCAACACUUAGAGGUGGAAGAAGAGAAACAAAAUACAGCCAUGGAUACCCUCCUUCCGAGCUAGAAGCACUAGCUAGCAUCUCCGAGGCUUUCAUACCCGCGAUUUCGUAUCAAGAUUACACGAAGGGCGAUGCCCCAAGCAAGGCCGUCGCCUCCUUCUACCAAUCCUCCGCCUCUCGGUAUCCAGUGCCCGAUGAGGUGGCUGAGGUGGUGGCGAAGAGGGGAUUCUUCGAAACGAGAAUAUUGGUGCGAGGUUUGUUGAAAAUCCUAUCGACGAGAAUUGGGACGUUGUUGAUGUGUGGGAGCCUUAGCGUUGGGAGUGAGUGGCCAUAUUUGAAGAAAUUCUCGGAGAUGUCUUUGGAGAAAAGGGAGAAAGUUGUGCAGAAAUGGCUGCAGCAUUGCUUCAUCACACCUCUCAGGCUUGCCUUUGUGUUCCUCAAGUUCAUGGUUUUGCUUGUUUUCUACUCUCAGGUCGGAGAAGAUUCUAGAAAUCCGGCGUGGAAAGCGAUAGGGUAUGAGGUUGACGAAGAUGAGAAAUCUCCGAGCUUCUUCCCGGAAGAGAGGCCUCUGGAGAAGGGAAUAAUCGAAACAAGAGACGAGGCCGAUUUCUCCUUCCCCACCUCUGUGGCCGAGAAAGGCCUGAAAGUGACCGCUGGCAAUGUGUGCAAAAUCGAAUGCGACGUCGUAAUCGUCGGCUCCGGCUGCGGCGGCGGCGUCGCGGCGGCGAAUCUCGCCAGCAAGGGUUUUAAAGUGGUCGUCCUCGAAAAGGGGAACUACUACACCAGCAGAGACUAUUCCGCCCUCGAAGGCCCCUCAAUGAAGGAGCUCUACGAAUCCGGCGGGGUACUGGCGAGUUUGGACGGAAACGUGAUGCUUCUCGCCGGAUCCACCGUCGGAGGCGGCUCCGCCGUGAACUGGUCCGCCAGCAUCAAAACGCCUAAAUCCGUGCUCGACGAGUGGUCAGAUCUGCCGCUGUUCGCGAGCUCCGGCUACACCGAUGCGAUGGAGAGAGUGUGCGAGAGGAUCGGCGUGACGGAGGAUUGCGAUCGGGAGAGUUUCCAGAAUCAGAUCCUCCGCCGCGGAUGCGAGAAGCUCGGAUUGAAAGCCGAUCGAGUUCCGCGGAAUUCGCCGAGCGGCCACUACUGCGGAUCCUGCUGCUACGGCUGCAUCAGAGGGGAGAAGAGAGGCACCGACACCACCUGGCUCGUCGACGCCGUGAACGCCGGCGCGGUCAUCGUCUCCGGCUGUGAAGCGGAGCGGUUUCUGAUGGAGGAUCGCGACGGAUCGAGGCGGAAACGCUGCAUCGGAGUUAUCGCCAGAUCUACUAACGAAGAGAUGAGGAGGAAGAUCCAGAUCGAAGCUAGGGUUACAAUCUCCGCUUGCGGCGCUCUUUUAACGCCUCCUCUGUUAAUCGCGAGUGGUUUGAGAAACCCUAACAUCGGCCGGAAUCUCCACCUCCACCCGGUGCUGAUGGCGUGGGGAUACUUCCCGGAGACGGAAUCCGACAUCGAAGGAAAAAUCAACGAAGGAGGCAUAAUCACAUCGCUACACAAAGUAAUCGACGACAACAAUGCACCGAAAGUGAGAGCUAUAAUAGAGUCCCCAAUCCUCGGCCCAGGGACAUUCGCGGCCCUACGGCCUUGGAAGUCAGGGGCCGAGGCGAAGGAGGAUCUACUAAAGUACUCGCGCACGGCCCACCUUUUCUCGAUGAUACGAGACAAGGGGGCCGGGGAGGUGACAAGGCCGGGGCGGAUAAGCUACAAGAUGGAUAACAGUGAGGACAAGGAGAACAUGAGGGCAGGGCUGAGGCGGGCGCUGAGGAUACUGGUGGCGGCCGGGGCUACAGAGGUGGGGACGCAUCAGAGCGACGGGCAGAGGAUGAGGUGCGGAGGGGUGAGCGAGGGGGAGGUGGAGGGGUUUCUGGAGACGGUGGUGGCAGGGGAGGGGCCGAAGUCGAUGGUGAAGAACUGGACGACGUAUUGCUCGGCGCAUCAGAUGGGGAGCUGUAGGAUGGGGGUGGAUGAGAGGGAGGGUGCGGUUGAUGGAAAUGGGGAGAGUUGGGAAGCAGAGGGGUUGUUUGUGUGUGAUGCAAGUGUGCUACCUGGGGCAGUUGGUGUGAAUCCUAUGAUCACAAUUCAAUCAACUGCAUAUUGCAUCUCUAAUGGGAUUGCUGAGAGAUUCAAGAUGUGAGACUUGAUUGCUUCUUCAUCAACACCACCAUUCAACCACAUCUAGAUUCAUUAUGAAAGCACAUAUAUAUUGAUCAUAUACUUUACAUGUAUUGAUGUAUAGGAAUGAGUUAUGAUAGUAAACACUGGAGUAUAUUUUUCUUUGGAAUACAAGUACUUAUGUAA